Messenger RNA from Penicillium brevicompactum, 585 nucleotides. RefSeq lists its product as uncharacterized. The transcript is spliced from 3 exons. NCBI's taxonomy places the organism in Eukaryota, Fungi, Ascomycota, Eurotiomycetes, Eurotiales, Aspergillaceae. Bases 1 to 585 code for a protein of 194 amino acids. The record is from RefSeq and is a predicted model, not a curated record.
AUGAAGGUUUCCGCUAUCAUGUGCAGCUUCAUGGCCGCUGGCCUGGUCGCCGCGGCUCCUCCUGGUCCUCCUCCCUCCGAUAUCUCUGCUCCUCCUCCUCUUCCCACUGGCACUGAGAUCCCCCCUCCUCCCAAGUCCGAGGGUGGCAACGACAACGAGAAGCGCGAGGAAAACCCGCCUCCCGUGCCCACUGGCACUGAUGGCCCACCUCCCGUGCCCACUGGCACUGAUGGCCCACCUCCCCCUACCGGCACCGACAUUCCUCCUCCCAAGUCCGAGGGCGGCAAUGAGAAGCGUGGAGACGCACCCCCUCCCCCUCCUUCUGGAACCGACGUUCCCCCCAAGCCUACUGGCACUGAUGUGCCUCCUCCUCCCAAGUCCGAGGGAGGCAAUGAGAAGCGCGGAGAUGCUCCUCCUCCUGCGCCUUCUGGUACUGAUGUGCCUCCCCCUAAGCCUACUGGCACCGACAUUCCUCCUCCUCCCAAGUCCGACAACGACAACGAGAAGCGCGGAGAGGCCCCUCCCCCUCCUCCCCAGACUACCGAUGUCCCUCCCCUUCCUAAGCCCACUUCUUUUGAGGCUUAA